CCUAAAAUAUUGUUUAUAAGCUUCAUGUUGUCAAUCCGGCUUAACCUCAUUCUAAUUCCCGCUCGAUUUUCACCGGUACGCUUCAACUCUCUAACGUUUUUGUCUCCUACGAAAAUGCCGCCGCGCAAACGAAUUUUAAAAGAUACUCAACCCGAAGAAAAAGAAAAGCCCACGGAAAACGAACCAACAAAACGAGGUAGUAAACGUAAAGCAACAAAGCCCAAUAAAAUUGUUAAAGAAAAUAAUCAACCAAAAUACGAAUUAAUAGAAACUAAAGAAUCUAAUGCGGUAGAUGAGGAACCAAAGAACGAUAGUGAUAAAGAUAUAAUAGAUGAUCAACCAUCUAAAAAAUUAAAAAAAUCUAAUUUAAAAAUUUCAAGUUGGAAUGUUGAUGGGUUAAGAGCUUGGAUUAAGAAAAAGGGUCUUGAAUUCAUCGCGAAAGAGAACCCCGAUAUAUUUUGUAUCCAAGAGACUAGAUGUAGCGAAAAAAAAUUACCAGAUGAAGUAAGAUCAAUCGAUGGUUAUAAAGCAUAUUGGUUUAGUGCUGUGAAAGAAGGAUAUUCUGGUGUAGGCAUCUACACAAAAACCAAUCCCCAAUCUUUCAAAAACGGUUUUGGGGUCAAAGAAUUCGACGAUGAGGGUCGAUGCAUAACACUAGAAUAUGAUGAUUUUUAUUUGGUUAAUGUUUAUGUUCCCAAUGCUGGAAGAGGAUUGAUUACACUUGAUAAAAGAUUAUCUUGGAAUGAAGAAUUCAAAAGUUACAUAAAAGAUUUAGAUCAAAAAAAGCCUGUUAUUGUAUGCGGAGAUAUGAAUGUGGCUCAUAAUGAGAUUGAUUUGGCUAACCCAAAAAGUAAUAAAAAAAGUGCAGGAUUCACAAUAGAAGAACGAGAAGGAAUGACUGAUUUCUUAAGCGAAGGAUUUUUGGAUACUUAUCGAAAAUUAUAUCCUGAUAAAACCGGCGUUUAUACUUUUUGGUCUUACAUGAAUAAUGCUAGGGCUAAAAAUGUUGGAUGGAGAUUGGAUUAUUUCAUUGUUUCAAAUAGAUUCAUGGAGAAUGUUGCUGAUAAUAUUGUCAAUAAUGAAUUUUUGGGAUCCGAUCACUGCCCCAUUACGUUGUUGUUAAACACUUAAUUUAUAAUUUUAGUUAUGAUAACAUUUUCUCAUUUAUUUGUUACUAUUAUUGUUUAAUUUUUAAAUGUAAUGUUUCUUUCUUGUUAAAAUAUUAAAACGGUAAAUGGUUUUAAUAUUUAAAUGUAGAAAAACAAAGUUCUCGAAUAAAUAUAAUGUUUAAUCCAAAA
Molecule: messenger RNA, 1298 nt
Organism: Onthophagus taurus
Lineage: Eukaryota; Metazoa; Arthropoda; Insecta; Coleoptera; Scarabaeidae
Product: Recombination repair protein 1
Biological process (GO): base-excision repair
Cellular component (GO): nucleus
Molecular function (GO): endonuclease activity; double-stranded DNA 3'-5' DNA exonuclease activity; phosphoric diester hydrolase activity
Source: RefSeq, a predicted model, not a curated record